AAGCAUCCUGUGCACUGACUGAAGCUCCCACAGCCGGCCUGGCGCUCCAGUGAACAUCACCAAUCUUACCGAACUUAGCUAAUAUUUAAAAAUAUAUGUAUAUUUUAGUAAUUAUAAACUAAGAUAAUGUAUUGUCUGGCAUUAGUAGGAAUUAUUUUAGGUUCAGUAUCCUAUGUGAUAUGUAGAUGCACUGUCUCGCCGCUAAGGACCGAGUUUUCAAAACUAGGCAACAGAAGACAGUAUUGUGUACACAACAUAACCAACGGCAACAACACAGUACCCGUGGAGAUUCUGAUUGGUUCCCAGUUCCAGACCGCGGAGUGCGUGCGCUGUAAGUGCACCACCAUGGGGAUGAGUUGUUGUGGGUUUGGUGUUGCUGAUGAUGCUGCCCUACAUGUCCCGCCAGGUUGCGCCGCUGUGGCGGACGGUUGCGAAGUUGUUCUCGUAUCGUUACAGGACAUGCUCACUGACUGUUACAUUAAGAGCCCCAUGGCAUAUGAAAAACAGCGACAGAUGAAGGACCAACGAAUGUUGUUAAACUAUUUCUCCCGCAACAAUCCCCGUGCCAUGGAAAUUCUCCAAAGCCCUGAAUUCAACAGGCCACCCCGGCGGCGCAUGAACAGUCGCAGGGGUGCUGGAGGGUCAGCAGGGGCUGCGGAAGGGGGUCAAGAAGCCCCACCCAUGAUCACUGAUGCGCAUCUAGACGCCAUGAUGAUUUCAGCAAUGUUAGGCAGGCCUAGACUUGGUGGCUUCCGGAUGAUGGACAUUAUGAGUGCAUUGAUGGCCUAACAUCCAUUGGCACAAAAUAUCAAUGCAUUUUCUUCCAUUUGAAGUGAAAUUUUACAUAUUAUAAACAAUGAAAAGACUUCAUUCUGUAUUUGUCGACUGAGUAUAAUUUCAUCAGCUUAUUGUGAUCACAAUGGGUAUGCAAUGCUUUGUAGCUAUAUGUAGGUAUCGAAAUUAUUUCACACGCAAGUCGAUUUUUUUCAUUUAUAUUUUCACGGGUGUGAAUCAACUACAAAGCAUUGAAUGUUCUGUUUAUCACGUGUUCUGUGGUUUUAGAACAUGUUUAUUUCAAAACUUAAGGACGUAUAGUGUAACACAACAUGACGUCACAAUCAUUUGUUAUUCAACGGUUAACUUAAUGGUAUUUUAUUAAGAAAAUGCAAUAAAUACAUUUACUUCUAGCACAAA
This is a messenger RNA of Ostrea edulis (European flat oyster), 1194 nucleotides long. RefSeq lists its product as uncharacterized. The record is from RefSeq and is a predicted model, not a curated record. Bases 127 to 789 code for a protein of 220 amino acids. The transcript is spliced from 3 exons. Lineage: Eukaryota; Metazoa; Mollusca; Bivalvia; Ostreida; Ostreidae.